AUGGCGAUCCCAGCAGGAGGCGGGGGCGCUGAGACCGGAAGUGGUCACACUCUGGUCGAGUUCGGGUUUGCCCACCUGCUGGACCUACUGCCCGGCCGCAAGACCAACCAGCUGCAGUACAUGCAGAACGUGGUGGUGAAGACGCUGUGGAAGCACCAGUUCGCCUGGCCCUUCUACCAGCCCGUGGACGCCAUCAAGCUGAACCUGCCCGAUUAUCAUAAAAUAAUAAAAAACCCGAUGGACAUGGGGACUAUCAAGAAGAGACUAGAAAACAAUUAUUAUUGGAGUGCAAGCGAGUGUAUGCAGGACUUCAACACCAUGUUUACAAAUUGUUAUAUUUAUAACAAGCCCACAGAUGACAUAGUGCUAAUGGCCCAAGCCUUAGAGAAAAUUUUUCUGCAGAAAGUGGCCCAGAUGCCCCAGGAGGAAGUUGAAUUAUUACCCCCCGCUCCGAAGGGCAAAGGCCGGAAACCGGCUGCGGGAGCCCAGAGUGCAGGUUCGCAGCAAGUGGCGGCCGUGUCCUCUGUCUCCCCGGCGACCCCCUUUCAGAGCGUCCCCCCCACUGUCUCCCAGACGCCCGUCAUUGCUGCCACCCCUGUGCCAACUAUCACCGCAAACAUCACGUCGGUCCCUGUCCCCCCAACUGCUGCCCCACCGCCCCCGGCGACACCCAUCAUCCCUGUGGUCCCUCCCACGCCUCCCGUCAUCAAGAAAAAGGGCGUGAAGCGGAAAGCAGACACGACCACGCCCACGACUGAAACCCAAGCCUGGCCCGCAGCUCACGUGCGGGGCUUCCUGCCCGGGGCUUCUCCGGGCUCGGAUGGGGGUAGACGUGUGAGCAGGGGCGUCUGGCUGAGCCCGGGACGCUGGGCAGUGCCCCUCACGCCCCGUCGCCAUCUGUUACAGAAGAAGAUGGACAGCCGCGAGUACCCGGACGCACAGGGCUUUGCGGCCGACAUCCGGUUAAUGUUCUCCAACUGUUACAAGUACAACCCGCCCGACCACGAGGUGGUGGCCAUGGCCAGGAAGCUGCAGGUAACCAUUGACGUGGUGGCCCAAGUGCUGGCCGGCCGCCACCUGCUCCCUGGCACUUGGCCUGGGACCCAGCCAGCCAGGGGCAGCCUCAGGCAGCCAGCCUGGCUCCUCUGCUUGGGCCCCACCGUGGGCAUGGGCAUCUGUAAGAGCCAGGAGGGGACGGAGCCGGACGGAAGGGGGAGGGGAGGGCCGAGGGGACAGGGGCUCCACGCCACGCCGCUCUUUGCCUCCUGCCUCAGACAGCCCAAGAAGGGCGGCAAGCAGGCGUCGGCCUCCUACGACUCGGAGGAGGAGGAGGAGGGCCUGCCCAUGAGCUACGACGAGAAGCGCCAGCUGAGCCUGGACAUCAACCGGCUGCCGGGGGAGAAGCUGGGCCGCGUGGUGCACAUCAUCCAGUCGCGGGAGCCCUCGCUCCGGGACUCCAACCCCGACGAGAUCGAGAUCGACUUCGAGACCCUGAAGCCCACCACGCUGCGGGAGCUGGAGCGAUACGUCAAGUCGUGUUUACAGAAGAAGCAGAGGAAGCCGCUCUCCGCUAGCGGGAGAAGCGCCUGGCCCCAGAGUUGAGCGUGGAGGGAGCCGUCUGGGCGAGACAGCGGUUUCUCGGGCCUCCCCGGGCGCUGUCCCUGCUGAGGCACGUGGCUCGUCGGUGCUGCAGUCCCUGCGGCUCUCUGUCCAGACUGCACAGCGGUGUCUCUCCCAUCUGGGCCCCUCCAGCCUCAGCUCACCUGCGGGUGUUGGUUAUGUCUCUGUGCUGGGGAGGCUGCGGUUUGGGGGGGGCCUGCGUGCGUGGCCUGAGUCUAAGGGGAAGGACCCGCGUGUUGAGCUGGUCGGCCACGCGGAGGGAAUGGCUUUGCAAACACCCUCGGGACUGACCUCGAGGGCCACGGGCAGGCUGCACGCGUCCUGGGGCAGGACGUCGCCUCGCUCGCCACACACUGUAAGAUACGUCGCCUUUGCGUUUGGGUUUGUUCUUUUGCGGAUUCACGUCUUUUACAGUUGUUUGGGGAAAGCAGCCCCCGCGUGACGCUUCCCGACGUUUUCCUUUUUAUAUUUAAAACGUUGCUUUCUGUAUGAUGUGCAUGCGAGUUUACCGUACCUUUUCUUAAACUUUUUAGUGCCGUUUCUAGUAUAUUCCUGUAAAUGUCAGUUACUGAAAACGAGUCCAUUGUACGUAGUUUUAGCUUGUUUGCUGCAAUGCUGGCCUCCACACACAGAAUAAAAUGGUAGCAAGUGCUCCGAUGUUUCUGGUAAUCAUGGACCCUUCUCCUGGGGCGUUUGUUUUGUUUUCAUAAUAAAAGCAAAAAAAAAUAAAAAUAAAAAAGGA
Messenger RNA from Myotis brandtii (Brandt's bat), 2362 nucleotides. RefSeq names its product bromodomain containing 3 (gene BRD3). The transcript has 9 exons. Bases 1 to 1602 code for a protein of 533 amino acids. Lineage: Eukaryota; Metazoa; Chordata; Mammalia; Chiroptera; Vespertilionidae. Gene Ontology annotation, cellular component: nucleus; chromatin. The record is from RefSeq and is a predicted model, not a curated record. Gene Ontology annotation, biological process: regulation of DNA-templated transcription; chromatin remodeling.